Ochotona princeps (American pika) is the source of this 555-nucleotide messenger RNA. Its product is annotated as sex-determining region Y protein-like. The coding region runs from base 1 to 555 and encodes 184 amino acids. NCBI's taxonomy places the organism in Eukaryota, Metazoa, Chordata, Mammalia, Lagomorpha, Ochotonidae. The transcript has a single exon. Gene Ontology annotation, molecular function: DNA-binding transcription factor activity, RNA polymerase II-specific; RNA polymerase II cis-regulatory region sequence-specific DNA binding. Gene Ontology annotation, biological process: anatomical structure morphogenesis; male sex determination; negative regulation of transcription by RNA polymerase II. The record is from RefSeq and is a predicted model, not a curated record.
AUGGAGAAAAAUCCCUCCUUAUUUUGGAUGGACUCUAGGACAGACUGUGAAACAGCAGGACAAGGUAAAGAGAGCAGUCAAGAACGGGUCAGACGACCCAUGAAUGCAUUCAUACUAUGGUCCCGACAUCAGAGGCGCCUGGUAGCUCGGGAGAAUCCUAGAAUGCAGAACUCAGACAUCAGCAAACAGCUGGGACACCAGUGGAAAAAGCUUACAGAGGCUGAAAAAUGGCCAUUCUUCCAGGAGGCGCAGAGACUACAGGCUGUACACAAAGAGAAAUACCCAGGCUAUAAGUACAGACCUCGCCGAAAGGUUCUUCAGAAGAGCAGCAGUUUGCUACAGGCACAGCCCUCUUGCAGCCUGAGCAGCUGCAUAUGGAUGGACAAAAGGUUGCAUGCUUGCACAAACAUGUUUGGCACCACUACAACCACACACUCAGCAAUGGAGGACCGUCUGAUCCAUUCACAGACAGCAAAUGCAGGCAGCUCUUCACUGAUGCAACCAGUGCCACAGCAGCUGCAAAAACUGCCAAGACAACCAGGUAAAAUUUACUAG